AUGCUCUAUUUCUCAUCCGCCGCGUUCCUCUACUCCCUGGCAGGGCUUGCCAAUGGCCUACCUGCGCCAGCACCCCAGGCGUCAGGAGUCUCGGGUGGUUCAUCAGUACCAGGUCCUGUUGAUCCCUCCCAAGUCCUGAACAUGCCAUUACCUUCUGGUGCAUUAGGCUCGUUGCGCGGUUCUGAAGGAUUGAUUGGUUACAAUCCUUCUAACCCAGUCGACAUGAAGUCUACAGUCAUCUCACCUGAGGACUUCGAACUCGCACCUGGGCAGUCAGAGGACGAGGAUUUGGGAUUGUAUAUUGAUCUCACGAAUGUGAAGAAUCCACAACCGAUUCGCGGAGCUACGACAGGACCAACUGAACCUGGUCCACGGUAA
Messenger RNA from Alternaria rosae, 378 nucleotides. RefSeq lists its product as uncharacterized. Bases 1 to 378 code for a protein of 125 amino acids. The record is from RefSeq and is a predicted model, not a curated record. Lineage: Eukaryota; Fungi; Ascomycota; Dothideomycetes; Pleosporales; Pleosporaceae. The transcript has a single exon.